CAUGGAAGCUGGAAGGUGCUGCGCUCCCACUACUCGCAGGCCCAGGAUAAGCAAACCCGAGCUCUCGGCGUCCAACAGAAAAAAGAAUUGAACUUUGCUGCAAAGGAUUGGUGUGAAGAUGCAGAUGACUGGGGAGCAUGUGAUGGAGCACAGGCUCCUGCAUGUGCUUCCCUUGAGCUGCUUGGCCUAAAGGAAGAUGUGAGCAGCGAGGUGGAGUGUGCAUCCCAGCUCCAGCAGCUCCACCUGUCAGAGCCUGCCCAUGGUGCCCAGGACACCCAUCCUGCAGCCAGUGAGGACAUGGUGAUGGCAGUGGCUGGCUCAGCUCCUGUGUUCCAGCCCUUCUACGUGAAUGUGGUGGAUGAGGAAGACUACAUGGGUUUCCUUGAUACAGAUCAUGCAGAUAAGCUACUGAAGGAGUAUCAGCAGAGAGAGGGUGUUGAUUUGGAGCAGAUGAUGUCAGAAAGUUAUGCAGGUGAAGAUGGUAAUGAAAAAUAUGAGAAGAGUGAAGUCAAAAACUGGGACUACACAUUCCAUAAAUUCCUGAAAAGAGUAUCUGUAUGUCCUGAACAGAUUCUAAGAUACUCUUGGGGUGGCCAGCCUUUAUUCAUCACGUGUCCUCCAGCCAACCUGGACCAGGCUAUUCCAGCCUGCAGUACCUGUGGAAGCAGCAGAGUGUUUGAGUUCCAGCUGAUGCCCACGCUGGUCAGCAUGCUCCAGAGUGACUCAGAUCUGUCAGUGGAAUUUGGAACUGCUAUAGUUUACACGUGUGAGAGAAGCUGUUGGCCGACAAAUCAUCAAACUCCUCUUGAAGAAUUUAUUUUUGUACAAGAAGACCCGGAUCAGAGAUUAUUUAAAUAAAUUGUAUUUCUCUGCAUAGAUCAAAA
Molecule: messenger RNA, 884 nt
Organism: Lonchura striata (white-rumped munia)
Lineage: Eukaryota; Metazoa; Chordata; Aves; Passeriformes; Estrildidae
Source: RefSeq, a predicted model, not a curated record